Molecule: messenger RNA, 937 nt
Organism: Aspergillus japonicus CBS 114.51
Lineage: Eukaryota; Fungi; Ascomycota; Eurotiomycetes; Eurotiales; Aspergillaceae
Exons: 7
Coding region: 1-870 (289 amino acids)
Source: RefSeq, a predicted model, not a curated record
AUGCCCCGCGACGCCGACUUCCUCAGUCCACGCGAGCUGCUGGUCAACGAUGGGUUCGUUUGCCAGCUGGCCUCCUUUCGCAAACUAGGGGAUCUCUGCAUCCGGAAUGAGAAGCUGCCCACGUCCGGCGACAGCCUGAUGCAACAAGCCGGCUUUGAGUAUAAAGCCUAUAACGUGGUGCUUCCGUCCUACCUGCAGCCGAUCCCUAUUCAAUUCCAGACGGUCCGGCAAGUCGCCAAUAGCCUCAAUGAACAGUACAACUAUACCGACACGGUGUGCAGCACCGCCUUGAAACUUUGUUCUGCCGCGCCGGACGAUUACGACAAGAUAUUCCAGGACAUGAAGGCGUUGAGACAGGACCCGGACAACGACAGCCUUCGGGACAAGGUCCAGACAGAGAUCAACGACCGGAAGUAUCAAGUCGACAUCCUUAAAGACCAGGCGGACGGCUGGAGCUCGAGUCUCCGAGCUUGCAGCCUGGACGCGGAGGAUUGCGAGACCCAGGUGCAUCAGCUGGCUGUUCCUUUUCAGGGAACGAGCUUGGCCGACAUGUUGAAAGAUGAGAUUUCCGAUCCCGAGGACCUCCAGAUGGACCUUGAUGCGCUGGAGUGGACUAAGAAUCUGCUCGAGGGAUUUGCCAUGAUCGAUGACUUGCAGGAUUCUCUGCAGGAGGUGCAGAAGAUGGCGGGCGCUGCAGACCUUAUUGCGGACGAUAUAGCCGUGCUGUUGAAAUACGUCGGGGAUCACCUGGAUCCGGAUGAUGACCCUCUAGAUGGCCUGGUCGAAGCGACCCUUCUGCGGAAAUGGACGAACCUGGAGGGCGACGGUAUGUCAAGGUCCCGAUGUACCAACUCUGUUUUUUGUUUGUGAAGAAGGCUGGCCGGUGCUGAUUUGAGUUGCCCAGUCAAUGAUUUUCUGGAUGCAUACAAACAGUAAG